ACUAAACUUUGUCACGCUGCCGCUGCACUGACGCGACGCUCAUCUCCGUACACACCGGGACAAAGAGGAACACUACCCCGCGACCGGUGUUGUGACAUUUGCCCCGGGCCUCUCCAUUUCCCACUGUGUGAAGAAAAGUGAAAAGGAGUAUUAAUGAAUCAGUAUUCGCUAGCCGAGGCCAUGACAGACAACUUGAGGAUUUUAUAAUUCUCUCCAGAGGAAGAGCGUCGCAUCUUGUAAGGAGUCACAGAGGAAACUUCACAGUUCCGAAGUCAACCGAGUCCAAUAUGGGAUUCGGCGUGCUGGGAGUGUUUCUGGGGCUGCUCCUGGAGGUCUCCACCCACGGACCCCACGCUGUGCCCCGAACCUCCUGGAGACGCCAGGAUUUAGAUCUGAUGGAGUUUUCCGAGCCGGAGAUCUUCAACUACUCCACGCUGUUGCUGAGUGAGAAAAGAGAUGCGCUCUAUGUGGGAGCCAGGGAGGCCAUCUUUGAGCUCAGCAAGAAGAACGUGACAGUCAAAAACAACAAGGUGCAAUGGACAGUUGCGGAAAGCCCCAUGGUGAUGUGCAUGCAAAAAGGAAAGUCAAAAGAGAGAGACUGUCUCAACUACAUUAGAGUGCUCCAAGUUGUAGACGACGAGCGGCUGUAUGUCUGCGGCACCCACGCGUUCCAGCCUCAGUGCGACUACUUGAACCUCGCUGACUUUUCAUUGGACCGUCGACCUGAGGACGGCCGGGGGAAGUGUUCCUUUGACCCGUCGCAGAGCUUCACCACCGUCAUGGUUGACGGAGAACUGUACUCGGGGACGGCUUAUAACUUCUUAGGCAGCGAACCGAUUAUUUCGAGAUACUCUCCAUCCCAGUCCCUGCUGAGGACAGAGUACUCCACAUCGUGGCUCAACGAGCCAAGCUUUGUUUUUGCGGACGUGAUCAGUGAAGGGGGAAACCAAGUAGAUGGCGAAGACGAUAAAAUCUACUACUUCUUCACUGAGGUGUCGGUGGAGUACGAAUUCUUUGGCAAGCUGCUGAUCCCCAGGGUGGCGCGCGUCUGUAAGGGCGACCUCGGGGGGCAGCGCACCCUGCAGAAGAAAUGGACGUCCUUCCUGAAAGCCAAGCUGGUGUGCUCCAUGCCCGAGCUCAAUUUUGUCUUCAACGUAGUACAUGACGUCUUCAUCCUGAAAGGGGCAGACUGGAGAGACACCGUCAUCUACGGGGUCUUCACCUCCCAGUGGGGUAACGUGGGCUUGUCAGCAGUGUGUGCUUACAACAUGACAGCUGUGGAAGAAGUCUUCUCCAAGGGCAAGUACAUGCAGAAGGCCACAGUGGAGCAGUCCCACACCAAGUGGGUCCGGUACAACGGCAUCACUCCGUCCCCACGUCCUGGAGCAUGUAUUAACAACCUCAUGCGGCGGCAUAACAUGAGCAGCUCCCUCAACCUGCCAGACAAGACCCUCCAGUUUGUUAAGGACCACCCUCUGCUGGAGGACCCCGUCCUGCCCAUCGGCAACGGGCCUCGCCUCAUCACCAAAGACGUCAACUACACUCAGAUUGUUGUGGAGAGGGUCCGUGCACUCGAUGGGAACAUUUAUGACGUCAUCUUCACUGGAACGGAUAAGGGCAUCAUGCACAAGUCAGUGGCGUAUGAAGGAGAAGUGCACAUUGUCGAGGAGAUCCAGCUCCUGAAGAACUCCGAGUCCAUCAAGAACCUGCUGUUGUCCUCGGAGACACGGUCCCUGUACGCUGGUUCAGACUCGGGUGUGGUCCAGUCCCCCACAGCCUUCUGUGGCCGGUAUCUGUCCUGCUAUGACUGCAUCCUGGCUCGGGACCCGUACUGCGCCUGGGACCCUCAAGCUGCUGCCUGUGUCAAUAUCUUUGAUGCUCCCAGCCAAAGGCUCAGGAAGCUAAUCCAGAGCCUGAAUGGUGACGCAGACAAGUGUCCAUCAGAUUUAGGUCCAUCUUUGAAGGACUACCGGCGUGUGACCGUGAAACCGGGCAGCUCUGCUGAGUUGCCGUGCCUGGGACACUCCAACCUCGCGCAGGUGAUGUGGAAAUCCAACGGCUCUGCUCUCACCGAGGCCUCUCGCUUCCACCUCAUAGGCGAAAACGGCCUCCUCAUUUACAGCGUGGCUCCAGAAGACCAAGGUCACUACGAGUGCUGGUCAGUGGAAUGGGCCCUGGCUGCUGGGAAGAACUUCAGCCGCCUCCUGGCCGGAUACGUCCUCACUCUGGAGCUCCCGCCCAGAGCCCCACAGCAGGCGGGCCACGUUGCCACCACCCUCAGCGGCGAGGAGACAUCGAGCACGCGCGCAGCUGAAGGGAAUGGUAAGACAGACAGAGCCCUACUAACGUCGGCCCUCGCCCCUCCCAGCUUCACAGCCACAGUCCAAUUCACCUCCCCACCCCAAACUGACUCAUCACUAACACCGCCGCCCAGCAGCACAGUCAAGUUCCAGCCGAAGCAGCAACUUCCCCCGAGCUCCAACGCUCCGCGCCCAGACAGCCGGGACCCGGCGGCUGAGUAUUUGCAGCACAACAACAGCACCGCCCUCCUCUUCCUCUUCCUCCUGUUCUUCCUCCUCUUUCUGGCCGCGCUGGCGUACAACUGCUACAUGCAGUAUCUCCCGGCUCCCUGCCUGCGGCUGCGAGCUGCUCUGUUGGGCAGUCACAAGAGCACCCACCAGCCCGAGUAUCGGGCCUGCGAGGCGGGCCUAAUGGAGUCGUCUGCGACUGACAAAAUUAACAUGACGGAGCAACCGACGCAGAACGGCAGCCAAACCACUCAAAACGUCCGGGCGCUGCGCGACACCGGCUAUGAGACUGAGCCGGAGUGCGGCAACGGCCAGAUCCCGUCUGGCCCUUCUGGAGACGACAGCCCGUCCCAGGAGAAACCCUUCGACGUGGACUGUGAAUCUCAGCCCAUCCAGUUCGCAGAUGCAGAUGAACCUUACUGCUAGCCAGAAGCCUCUUCCCUGCUUUUUGUUUCUCUCAGCACAGACUUUUGAUUGGCGGGUGGUCACACUCUUGGUGCAUCUUUCCACAGCUCACGAGUCGAAGUGCUUUCCUCUCUCUGAAAGUGUUGUUCCGUGUACAGAAUCACAUGAAGUUUAAAGUUUAAUCAUCACAAGGUGUCCGGCGUCCCGCUUUCCCAUAGAGAUAUAACUCCCGUCUGGUCUAAGGUUUAUGAUGAUCAAGCAAAAACUGUAUUCACAGAAGCUGCACACCCUCUCAGCUUAGUCCAGCAAGAAAAGCUACUUCUUAAAUUCCAAAUUGGAAACACUGUUUACCAAAUUGGUAAGUUACUGUGAUGUUUUUCCAAAUUGGAGUCAUGUUUUUUUGUACAGUCUGGGGGGGGGGAUAGUCUCUUGAAGCUUUUGCAUCUUUUUUUUUGUAGGCUAAUGGACUCGGGUCAAUGCUUCAACAUUAGAGUAAUUUCUCAGGGAAGAUUUGCUCGGCACGUUAUAGCCCAGCUUUGUACGAUGUUGCCAUCUGCGUCACCGGGUACGGGGCCUUUAUCUCGCCCAGUGAAGUGAACCAAUGUCUGGUUUGAAGGUCAGAGGGAAAAAGAAGGAAGGAAAAGCCAAGUGGACGACUUGCAUGAUAGAAUAAUGCUUUAAAAAAUUAAAAACCACUGUCUCGUGUAGCGUUGUCUUUGAGUGACAAUGUUGAGUUUCUCUCUAUUUAAUUUAAUUUCCUUCCUGUGAAGUCGACAUUCCUACGUGAUGGUCCUGUGUAUUAACCUCUACUAGUCAUUUUCCCUCGCGGUCUGUUAAUAACAUAAAUAUGUUCUAUAUGACGGGAUGCUUGAUAAUGUCAAACAUCAGCCCCGGAAACGGUUUAUACAAAAGAUAUUUUUUUAUUAUUAUUUUUAAUUACGCCUCCAGUUUUAGAACAUUUUUCAGAUAAUUAUUAUUUAAGAUGCGUCAUAUCUGUGGUAAUAACAUGUUGUCUAUUUUGUAAGUAGUUGUGAUCAUCCUCAUUUUUUCUUUUAUUUAUUACAGCAAAUUAGUUUAUUUUUUUCUUCUUCUUUCAAAUCCCAGCCCAUUAGUCUCCCUCUUGUCUGCGUUGCAUGUCACCCCUUGAGUAGAGUUCCUGUUUUCCUCAAUACUCUCUCUUUUCCCAUCACUCCCUCCCUCACAGUCUCCUCUCACGUCGACACUUCAUCUUCCCUGUCCUCCUCUGGAAGUAGCUCUCCCUCUGCCCUUCCUUCCUCCUCCUCCUCUCCUUCCACCUCUACCUCCACCAAGCCCCACAUUGUGGAGGCCCGGGAGGCAGAGGUGAGACUGUUGCCUCCCCUGCUGAAGGACCAAGCCUGGGGGGUUCAUGCCCAGGAGGCCUUCCUGCUCUUCUGCCUGGCGUUGGGUGAGUGGUGUCGGUGACGUUGACUCGGCUCACACCUCCCGAACUGGAAAUCCACUCCUCUCACUUUUUAACCCACCUUACUUCACUCUUUCUCUUUUCUUUCUGCACGUUGCAUGUUACCAUUUCCCAAACAUAAACCCACCAAGAGAGUGUGUGUGUGUGUGUGUGUGUGUUUUUGGAUCUGUUUCUAACAAGCCUGUCCGUUGCUUCAAGGCGUAGUGGAGAACUUGUUCCUCUCCAUUUUAGGUGUCUGGUGAGAUGCCUGAGUGAAUGUUUAAAAAGGACGUGAUACAAUAUUAAACUGUCAACCUCUCAGUGGUCUGUUUGUCCCACAAUUCUCAAUAACAUGUGAAUGAAAGGUACAGUUUUGUUUAUAGUAUUAUGUAACAACAGUCUGAAGUAAAACCUGUAAAAUUCAGAAAAGAUAGUUUUUUGAUUUGUUUUUAAAUCCAGGGUGUUAUUGGAGACUAAUAUCUCAGUACUUUAUCUGGAUCAUUUUUGUGCCUGUAAAUAUAGUUGUGUAUAUACAGACAAAUACCAUUUGUACAUUUAGGGGGCGUUUUGGGACUAUUUCUCUUGGUAGGGAGGCUAA
Molecule: messenger RNA, 4951 nt
Organism: Cyclopterus lumpus (lumpfish)
Lineage: Eukaryota; Metazoa; Chordata; Actinopteri; Perciformes; Cyclopteridae
Gene: sema4d
Product: sema domain, immunoglobulin domain (Ig), transmembrane domain (TM) and short cytoplasmic domain, (semaphorin) 4D
Exons: 17
Coding region: 288-2954 (888 amino acids)
Biological process (GO): negative chemotaxis; neural crest cell migration; negative regulation of transcription by RNA polymerase II
Molecular function (GO): chemorepellent activity; semaphorin receptor binding
Source: RefSeq, a predicted model, not a curated record